Messenger RNA from Xyrauchen texanus (razorback sucker), 4103 nucleotides. It is a transcript of the gene sfxn1, whose product is annotated as sideroflexin 1. Bases 88 to 1056 code for a protein of 322 amino acids. Gene Ontology annotation, biological process: monoatomic ion transport; serine import into mitochondrion. Gene Ontology annotation, cellular component: mitochondrial inner membrane. NCBI's taxonomy places the organism in Eukaryota, Metazoa, Chordata, Actinopteri, Cypriniformes, Catostomidae. The record is from RefSeq and is a predicted model, not a curated record. Gene Ontology annotation, molecular function: monoatomic ion transmembrane transporter activity. The transcript has 11 exons.
CAAAUUAGCCUCAGUCAGACUCUGAUUUCUGCUUUGGAGCGCCGCGAUUGUGUCUGACGGCGAGCUGCGCACUGUUGCACUUGUACGAUGGCAGCCGAGCUCUCCUCCUCCAUAAACAUUAAAGAACCUCGAUGGGAUCAGGGAACAUUUGUGGGUCGAGCAAAGCAUUUCUUCACUGUCACAGACCCCAGAAAUAUCCUCCUGUCAAAUGAACAACUAGAAAAAGCACGUCAGAUUAUUCAGGAUUACAAACAAGGGGUUGUAAAGCCAGGUCUCAGUGAAGAUGAGCUUUGGCGGGCAAAAUAUGUUUUUGACUCGGCAUUCCAUCCGGACACGGGUGAGAAAAUGCUCCUGAUUGGUCGCAUGUCUGCUCAGGUCCCCAUGAACAUGACCAUCACUGGAUGCAUGAUGACGUUCUAUAGGACAACUCCAGCUGUUCUGUUUUGGCAGUGGAUCAAUCAGUCUUUCAAUGCAAUAGUCAACUACACCAACAGAAGUGGAGAUGCCCCCAUCACUGUAAACCAACUUGGGACAGCAUAUGUAUCAGCCACCACAGGGGCGGUGGUUACUGCUUUAGGACUAAAUGCAUUAGCAAAGCAUGUUUCUCCACUCAUAGGCCGGUUUGUGCCAUUCGCUGCAGUAGCGGCUGCAAACUGUAUCAAUAUUCCACUGAUGAGACAACGGGAACUGAAACACGGCAUUCCAGUAACAGAUGAGAAUGACAAUCGGUUAGGAGAAUCUUCAAAGGCAGCUCAACAGGCCAUUACACAAGUGGUGGUGUCCAGAAUCCUCAUGGCCUCUCCGGGAAUGGCCAUCCCUCCAUUUUUAAUGAACUCCUUGGAAAAGAAGAACUUUCUCAAGAGGUUUCCAUGGAUGAGUGCACCCAUUCAAGUUGGCUUGGUUGGAUUUUGUCUUGUGUUUGCAACUCCAUUGUGCUGUGCAUUAUUUCCACAAAAGAGUUCUAUGGCGGUGAGUCGCUUGGAACCAGAGUUACAGGAAAAGAUUCGAGCCAGUCAUCCUGGAGUAGAGACGGUCUAUUUCAACAAAGGACUGUGAGAAAAAGAUCUGUGAAUCUCCACUUUACUGUAACUGUUUUACUCUCUCAACAUUUUGUUUGUGUGCCAAAGUUCACCGUUCCUCUCCAGGACAUCCCAGCUCAGUCAUUUUGGAAGAGGUUUUGACAUUUUUGACUGUUUAAAUUGUUUUUAAAAGAAAUACAUUUUCUCAUUGCUGAUCUGUGCCAGUCUUUUGUCGGACAUGUGUAUGACGGUGUUUAUUACUGAACAUACAGUACAUGUAGUAUGUUUUAAGUUUGCAAUUGAAUAUGUGUGUGCUGCCUCUUUAUUCAAUGUGCCAUUGAUCGCUAUUUUCAGUAAGGAUCAAAGAUGUCAGAUUAUAUUCUUUCUCCUUUCUAUUCGUAUGUAUUGCAUCGUUGUUAUCAGUAUUCCGUGUUUUAUCUUUUAAUGAGGGUCGCUGUUUAUACAGUAUUGCCAAAUUUCAAAUUCAGUUUUAAGAAAAGUCAUGGGACCUCUAUACAUCAAUCAGCCACAACAUUAAAACCACCUGCCUAACAUUGUGUGGGUCCCCCUCGGGCCACCAAAACAGCGCCAACCCACAUCUCAGACUAUCAUUCUGAGAUGUUAUUCUUCUCACCACAAUUGUACAGAGUGGUUAUCUGAGUUACUGUAGACUUUGUCAGUUUGAACCAAUCUGGCCAUUCUCCGUUGACCUCUCUCAUCAACAAGGCAUUUCCUGCCGCAGAACUGCCAUUCACUGGACGUUUUUUGUUUUUGGCAACAUUCUGAGUAAAUUCUAUAGACAGUUGAUCUAGGAGGUCAGCAGUACAGAAAGACACAAACCAGCCCGUCUGGCACCAUCAAUCAUCCAUGUGAUUAUCUAAUCUGCCAAUCGUGUGGCAGCAGCGCAGUGCACAAAAUCAUUCAGAUAUGAGUCAGGAGCUUCAGUUAAUGUUCACAUCAACCAUCAGAAUGGGGAAGAAAUUUUGAUCUUAGUGAUUUGGACUGUAGCAUGAUUGUUGGUGCCAGAUGGACUGGUUUGAGUAUUUCUGUAACUGCUGAUCUCCUGGGAUUUUCUCGCACAACAGUCUCUAGAAUUUACUCAGAAUGAUGCCAAAAACAAAAAACGUCCAGUGAGCGGCAGUUCUGUGGAUGGCCUUGUUAAUGAGAGAGGUCAACAAAGAAUGGACAGAUUGGUUCGAAUUGAUAACUCAGAUAAAGAAUAGUGUAACAGGUAAAGGAUGGGCAAGGAGGAGGCGCUUGAACUGGCUGAACAGUCAACAUAAUCUUUAAUGAUAUAAAUGAACUUAAAACAUAAGGACAGAGACACAUACAUGCAGCGCGGCCACGUGCAUCUCUCUCCCUCAAACUGGUGUCUCCGGCUCCCCUUUAUCUCGCUCUCCCACUGAUCAUCUGAUUCAGCGUCCACAGCCUGGCCACGCCCUCCUCCACAUCAGAAUACUAUUCUGAGAUGCGUUUUGGCGCCACGAGGGGGACCUACACAAUAUUAGGCAGGUGGUUUUAAUGUUGUGGCUGAUCGGUGUAUGUCAAUAGUGCAAUCAGUUUAAUUCAUUGCCAAAUCCAGACCUCUGCUGCACAUUCCUUAGAUGCAAAUGUAAUAAAUAGACAGUAUAGCAUGGAUUUAAAGAAUAGGUUUAUCUAUUUUACUAUCCUCAGUAUUUUUUAGUUCAAACCGUUAGAAUGUUAUACAAGAACUGAUGAAUAGUGUGUACAGUAUUUCUUUUAUUUACCAACCAUGCAUGAACAAACGUUUUGUAAGUGAAAAUAGUAUGAGGUUAAAGUUCAAAGUGUUUGUAUUGACUGUUCCAAAGUCCACUUCUCUAGCAGUUCAAGUGAAGGAAACACACAGACCUUGUUAAGGUAUUCACACACAACAGUCUACAUGAAAUUAACUUGAACAAUCUAACAAUAUAAUAACUGAUGGAACUCAAAAACUAAUUUUGACCAAGCACACAAUCCAAAUAGUAUUUAUUUCUUGCUAGUGUGACUCUUUCCAAUUAUGAUGUGGUACGUUGCCUUUCCUUGUAAUCCGGUCCUGCUGGUUUGCCAAUUCUAUUUUUAAAGUAUAUGAUUUUUUGGGUUGUUAAUCUUUGUGAACUUUCUGUUUAAUGGACAAAGUCUUCAUGUGUUGUAUUCAUGUAUGUUUAAUGUAUUAAUAUGAAACCUUGAAACUGUAUGGAGAAAGCAAAAGCAGCUCUAGUUAGCUGUGUGUUGACCGGUCUGACCUUUGUUGUUGUGAAACUUGAUGUGCCACAUUUGUUAAGUUCAUGAAUGCAGUCUGUUUAAUUGUGACUAAAGCACAACAGUGCUUGUUCAAGGUCCUCUGAAGGUUUCCCAUUUUCUUUAAGCAGUCUCUGUGGAAAAGGAUGGAUAUGGAACAAUUUAUGUUUUUUAUUUUUUGAUAAUUAUUUUUGGGACAAAUUAUAUAUGGAUGGACCCCUUCUCCACUGGGUCCAAUGAGGAUGUUAUAUCAAGAGGACCGUUAUGGGCCCCAGUCAUCUUGAAAGCAUUAGGAUCUUUUGACAAGAAAGCACAUCUUUUCUUUUUAAAACACCUUUAAGAGGUAAUUAUUAUACCUCUUAUAAUUAUAAUUAUAUAUUAGGUAAAAUACUCUGAAUACAAUAUUUCCCUUGACUAGAAUACAUUCCCUUGUGUAAUGAACACAGCACAAAACUGUUUAUGAAAUAAAUAAUUCAUCAAGGCAUCUGCACACUUGGCACAAAAUGAGAAUACUUUGAGGUGGCAGGGGUGAUUAACCGGACUACUCUUUAAAUGAACAGGUUGCUAUAAUUCACACAAUAAUUUGUUUGCAGCGAACGAGAUGGGUGUAAGAUUUUUAAGAUUCAUGUUUUAAAUCGGUUCUUUUUAAUUUUACAGUGUGGGAAAAUAUUACACUGUGUAGAUGACAUUGUAUUGUGUGGAUUACGUUAAUGAAAUAAAGAGUAUUACAAAGCAAUGAAUCUUUUUAUUACUGCACAGGCUAUGCAGUCAGCUGCCCCAUGGCCAACAGCAAGGGCCUGUCCUCGUUAAAUAACACACGUUAACCAGCGCAAUAUCAACUUGAUU